This is a messenger RNA of Solanum pennellii, 2994 nucleotides long. RefSeq lists its product as uncharacterized. The transcript has 3 exons. The record is from RefSeq and is a predicted model, not a curated record. Bases 289 to 2535 code for a protein of 748 amino acids. Lineage: Eukaryota; Viridiplantae; Streptophyta; Magnoliopsida; Solanales; Solanaceae.
AAUUUAUUUAUUUCGACCUCUUCGAUCAAAAUUAGUCGUAGAUAAAGCGCAAAAUAAGAUUCCGAAUUAUACCCAAUUUUGACCGGAAACCCUAACCCUAGCCCCAAAUUUUUGACCUAGCUUUUCCCAUUUGCCAAUCUGCAAUUCCAAUUCUUCGUUUAUUUUCUGGAAACUCAGCAAUCAAAACCCCCCAUCAUUUUCACCUGGCGUCGAGAAUGUAGAACCAAUUAUUUUAGCAUUUGAUAGAUAUAUUUGUGUGUUAAUAUACAAAAUUAUAGCUAUAGAGAGAUGGGGAGCUCUGAAACAGAAUUAGGAACGGGGGAUUGUGGAGUUGGGAGUAUUGUUUGGGUCCGAAGGCGAAAUGGAUCGUGGUGGCCAGGUAAAAUACUAUGUCCUGAUGAGUUUUCGGCUUCCCAUUUGAUGUCUCCACGAUCUGGGACUCCAGUGAAGCUUCUUGGGAGAGAAGAUGCCAGUGUGGAUUGGUAUAAUUUGGAGAAGUCAAAGCGAGUGAAAGCAUUCAGGUGUGGCGAAUUUGAUGAUUUUAUUCAACGGGCAGAAGCAUCCCUAGGUCUGCCUCCGAAGAAAAGAGAGAAGUAUGCACGACGUGAAGAUGCAAUACUUCAUGCUCUUGAACUUGAGAGGCAGUUAGGUAAAACAUGUGGGAGUUUAGGUUGUUCAUCCACUGAUAGAACCAAUAACUCUACUUAUGCUUUUUCCGGAAGAGAGUCACGAACAUCAUCAAAAUACUUGGGAAAUGGGAAUGGGAGACGUUUAAGAUCUAAAUCUCAUAAACUUUCUCAUAAAUCUGGUUUCUUCCUUGAGGGAAAGAAUACAUGCAACUUAUCUUCUAUGCAGGAAUCCAAAGAUCAUAAUCAGUUUAGUGGGGACGAUGAGAAUUCCGAUGUACCUCUGAGGAUGAGAGGUUUACAGGAUUUGGGUCUCAGUACUGUUCCUUCAGACCAUGCUGUACCUAAUGGGAUUUAUAAUUCAGAAUGCCUAGUUAAUACUAAGAGAAAAAGUUUGUCAGUCAAAAGGAAAUUAUCAGAUGAAGGCUUAGCUGAAAAAAUUAUUGUCAAGAGGCGUGAUAGGAGCUGCCUUCUUGCUCAAGGUUUGAAGAGUUCUGAAAAUUUACCUGACUCAGGUUCUGUUUGCAUCUCUGAGACGGGAGAUGAGCAGCCAGGAGUUGCAAAGAAAAGCGGGUGUAAUAUGGCCGAAGAACCUACAGUAUUUUUGACUGUUGAAGAGAAUAAUCAUGCACAGAUGGAACUUUCAACAUUGAAGCGUGAAGAUAAUGGUUCUCAUCCUGCUGAGUUAUGUGAACAGAAUGCUUCUGGGUCUGCAGAAUAUACUGAAAGUGGUUCUUCUGAGACAGAUUCUGCGGAAGAUACUGAUGACGAGUUGGCCACAAUCUCAGAUGGUGCGGCAUCUAUAGAACUAGAACCAAAAUAUAUAGGAAGAUCUGAAGCACAACCUGAACGUGGGAGUAUCAGCAGUGAAGAACUGGAUGAAAUAACACUUACUGAUGACACUUCUUCUCAUGCUUAUCACCAGGAAUCUCUUUCUGCUGGCUUUGGGGUGUCCAAAUGGCAACUAAAAGGGAAAAGGAAUAAUCGAAGUCUUAACAGGAGGCCUCUGGAUCCUUUUGAUGGAAACCUUGUGAGAAGGCCCUGUUGUAUGACUAGUUUCAAGGGAAAGAGGGGUUAUGUAUGUCUUCAAAAUGACCCCCUUACGAGAUCUUGGGCGCAAAAUGCUGGAUAUGGAUCAAGAGCUCCACGUCCUGCUAGUCAAAACAUGUUCAAUUGUGUGGAUUGGGCUUGGGAUGAUCCAGCAAGCAGAGGUAACUGGGAGGAGUCCACUGAGAAUUUUGAUUCUGUGAAUAGCUACCAUCACUCUGGUGGCAGGACCAUGCUGGUCAAUGUGGACUUAAAAGUCCAAUCAAGUUUUCAGAGAGAGCACAUACCUAUGAUUUCAUUAACGAGUAAGAUAAAUGGGCAGGCAAUAGUUGGAUAUCCUGUCCAAAUUGAAGUGCUUAGUUCUUCUGAUAGCCUCCUUUGGGCAACUGAGUGCAAUUUUCCAGAAUCAUCUGAUAAUGAUACUGCACUCCAACCUAUUUGGAGGACUGCUCGCAGGACUGCAAAUGUUCGUGUUCCGCGGCCCCAUGCAUCACCAGGGUUGGAUAAUCCCAAAGGAAUCAAGCACGUCCAAGGUUUUGACUGCAACAAAAAUGUCAAAAAUGCUAGUGUAAGCGGCAUUGUUCAAAAGGGAAGCAUGACAAGGACAACUUCCCAGCCUGCCACAGAGAGAACAUUUGCAAGAAAGUCUGGAAAAAGGAAUAAUUUAUCUUCCUAUCAAAAGGUUAGAACACUUAAAUCUAUAGCCUUGCAGCAGAAACGUAGUGAUCAGAAGGGUAGUUCCAACUGUCAUCAAGUGGAUGGGGCAAUCAAACGAGAGACACUGCCAACAGUCAUUGCUUGUAUUCCAGUUAAGCUAGUGUUCAGUAGGCUAAGUGAGGAAUUGGUGGGCCGUCAUCAAUAAUCAUUUCUGCUGGGGCUGAAGGACAUCAAUACAAACAAUAACAUAGCGGCUUGUAAAAGUUUGGAGAAAUAUAAUAAUACUGCACCAGCUAGGAGACGGUUUUUUAGUUUAUCUUUUUUGGUCCAGACAAAGGCAACCCCCAUAUGUAUCUGAUCUGAGCAGCUUGAUUGUCAAGGUAAAGCAGGCAAGACAUACCAUAGGAAAUUGCUUAGGAUGGUAUAACAGUUGUACAUGUUUCUUUCAUAAGUAAGCUUUUUUUCUUUAGCUUUUUUCUCGAGGCAUGGAAGUGUGAAAAGCUGAAGGUGGGUUAGCCACAGAUAGUAGACUCUAUAUAUAUGACAUUAUGUAUGUAAAUUGUACUAACUUAAGCUAUCUAUGUAUGACUUGGUGCCACAAACUUGUGGCUUUUACUCUCCACUUUCCCCAUGUGAAAUCAAAUAAUCUCAUUAUGAACUUUCA